ACCUUUUUCGAUUGGAACGGAAGCCAUGAUGGAAGUUUGCGAGUGCAGCCUGGGACUGAGGGACGAGUCAGUAGGGAAAGGGACGUGUCAGGGAAGAACGGCAGGCGAUUUAUAAAAUAAACCAUACAUAUUUGCAAUAUUUAAGGUGGAGGCUGUCAAUUACCUCUCGAAUAUGUUUUAGUUCUGACCACGUGGAUCGUUUUGUCGGAUGACAUUUAAAAAAAAAAAAGAAUUGACAUGCUAGCUACAUUACUAGCUAGCUUUAGCUAUGUACGUGUGUGCAGAGUAGAUCGAGUGAGUCACUAUUCUGGGCAACGAACGUCUGGGAGAUUUCUCUCCGCUUUUCUGGCAUAAUCACGGCGGCUUUGGCGAAAUCAGAUACUUGGUACUCUCUUGAAAUACAACGGUUCGAGGGUUGGAUAAUUAAUCAUCUAUUCAUCUGGAGGAUUUUGUUUCAAAUUGGGGGAUCUGGGAAGCCGGGCCUGUGGUGGAACGGAGUGAGGCCCUCCUUUAUGACCCAGCAGCAGAAGUUAUUCUAGCUAGCACGGCUAGCUAGUUAGCUGUCAACGUUUGACACCACCUGGAUUGCGAGGGAGAAAUAUUGGCAGCGUUUCAUACAAAGGCAACAAUACUUUCUCUUAAUUUAAAAACGUUAAAGACUCCUGCCACAGAUAUGGCUGCAAUCAUAAAGGAAUUUGUCAGCCGAAACAAAAGGAGAUACCAGGAAGAUGGGUUUGACUUGGACUUAACUUAUAUUUAUCCUAACAUAAUUGCUAUGGGCUUUCCUGCUGAAAGGCUGGAGGGUGUCUACAGAAACAACAUUGAUGAGGUAGUACGGUUUCUGGACUCUAAACACAAAAAUCACUAUAAGAUUUAUAAUCUGUGCAUUGAGCGACAUUAUGACACAACCAAAUUCAACUGCCGAGUUGCACAGUAUCCGUUUGAGGAUCACAAUCCCCCCCAGUUGGAGCUGAUCAAACCGUUCUGCGAAGAUCUCGAUCAGUGGCUUAGUGAGGACGACAAUCAUGUGGCGGCGAUUCACUGUAAAGCUGGAAAGGGACGCACGGGUGUCAUGAUCUGUGCUUACCUACUACACCGGGGCAAGUUCCUCAAAGCACAAGAAGCUCUUGACUUCUACGGCGAAGUUAGGACCAGAGACAAGAAGGGAGUAACGAUCCCCAGUCAGAGGCGGUAUGUCUACUACUACAGCCACCUUUUAAAGAAUCAGUUGGAGUACAAACCAGUGGCGUUGCUGUUCCACAAGAUGGUGUUCGAGACGGUGCCCAUGUUCAGUGGCGGAACGUGUAGGGACACUUCCGUUAAAAACAAGAGUGAGCAGAUUCCACAUGGUUUCAGAAAAGGGAAUUGGCACUGGGAUCCUCAGUUUGUUGUGUACCAGCUCAAGGUAAAGAUCCACACUUCCAACCCCAGCAACACGAGGCGAGAGGAGAAGUAUGUGUUCUUCGAGUUCCCUCAGCCAUUGCCUGUGUGUGGUGACAUCAAGGUGGAGUUCUUCCACAAACAGAACAAAAUGAUGAAGAAGGACAAGAUGUUUCAUUUCUGGGUGAACACCUUCUUCAUCCCUGGACCAGAGGAGCAUUUUGAGAAGGUUGAGAACGGCACGUUACCCAAGGAGCCGGAAGGAAUCCAAACGGCAGCAGGAACGGGAGACAACGACAGGGACUACCUGAUCCUCUCACUGACCAAGAAUGACCUGGACAAGGCCAACAAGGAUAAAGCCAACCGAUAUUUCUCCCCCAAUUUCAAGGUCAGUCAGGUGAAGCUGUAUUUUACAAAGACUGUGGAAGACCCCUCCAACUCUGAGGCCAGCACCUCCACCUCAGUAACGCCAGACGUUAGUGACAACGAGCCGGACCACUACCGAUAUUCUGACACCACGGACUCAGACCCCGAGAACGAACCGUUUGACGAGGAGCAACACACACAAAUUACCAAAGUGUGAGAUUUAUAUGGAAAGUAAAAAAACGAAAAGAAAAAAACUUUAAAAAAUACCGGGGGGAAAUGAAAAAAAACUUGAAUAUAGAUUGUAAAGCAAGGAGCUUUUAUCCCCACCAACCAACGGCAGCAGGACAUUUGCGUCACGGAGAUGCCUCCAAUUUUAGGAACAACAAUGCUGACCAAUUUAUUUUUUUUCCUCUUCCGCUUCUUUGCCCCCACCCCCUUUUUAUCAUCCGGAAAGUAUUGACACCGUUGUUGCGUGGAAAAAAGGUCAGGUAGCUGUAAUGUAAUAUACCUUUGUGUCAAAGACUAGAGAAGAUUUCCACAGUCAGGAGAUGGGAGAUCAGGUAUAUGGGAGAGGCUUAUUGGAAAUCUAAAGUUCGCUGCUCCAUCUCCUGUGGAAACCAAGGCCAGUGCUUCUGUCACUUUCUCCCCCUUCAUCCGUUGUCCUCCACCACGCCCGACUCAUCCAUCUACCACCCCUUCCAUCCUACCUUACUGUGAAUGCUUCUUGUGCUUUUUGCAGGCUGUCUCCUAUGAGUUUGUGCAGUUCACCGCUGCAUUUUAGAAUUUCUCCAGUCGAAUUAUGAUUACUGUUAUUAUUAAGCUAAAAGACAUUUAACCAAUGUCCAUUCCUUCUACCGUUUCUGUUCAAGGUUUGCAGAAAAGCAGUAUCCCAUAUAUUGUUGAUGUUUUUAUGUUAGAUGACACAAAACGGCAGGGAAGCCAGUGUUGCAAUAAUGUUAACACUAUAGUUAAACAACAACCAGUGUGCAUGUUAUUGGAAUCAAUGUCCAUCUUGUUUAAUAAAUUGUAUACAAUGUUUUUUCAACAAAAAAGGAGAUUUCUAAAGUCAUUUAAGAUCUGAUUGUAUUUAGCCAGGAGGUCAAAAAUGACAUCCUUUUUUUCUCAUGGUAUCUGAAGGUAUGAUUUCAGUCCUUUUGCAAGCCAUUUAGAAUAGUCAUGUGUUUUUAUCAUAGCAGUACAUGGCGUUUCACCCUAUUUUAACAGUAACCAGAUACAGGUUUUUUUUAGCCAUCACGGAGGAUCAUGAAUUGUCAUGUGCUUACAAGGGAGUAAUCUGUUCCAAAUGUGUAGGCCUUUCUAACAUGCCGUUCGACAGCAUUUAUCAACACCUGCAUUGAUACAUCUCUGUUGGGUUCCCCUCACUCUCUGCAACAUUUUUGUUUUUGAGAAACUGCACUUUUUGUCAACCAGACGUGGUGGUGUGGGCCCAUUUGUGAGUAGGCGUUUAGUCAGACUCUUAAAUGUAAUGCUUGGAAAGACACUGAGGCCACAGAGAGGUGUUGAAUGUAAAGCUUUCCCAUCCAGGGAUGUUAAUGCAGGUUUUGAUCAACCCAGGAGUAGAUAAUAUGUGAACUUAGGAGCUUGUAUGGUUUCUUACUCUUGUGACGUCAGAUCUUUGGCUCCUCGACUGACAUGUUUGCAGCCUUAUCGUACUUGGUCCAAUGAGAUCCGGAUCACUCGUAUAUCUAACAAGAGGUGCUUACAAACUGCCAAACUGCAUCCUUGAGAUCCAGUAAUGACCACGGAGCCAAGAAUCUGUGCCUGUCAUAUGGUGCAAGUAGCUACAGUGGCAUACACUACUUCUGUGUGUGAGAACUGUCAAAGUGCACGCCCAUGUGCACACUUUAGUCUUCUGCAUUCGCUGUCCUUUACUGGCUGGGGUGCUUAUGUGUUUUUGUUUUCCUUUUAAAACAGGUGGGUCAUUCCGUUGGGGAAUGAGAAUAGUGCAGCUACAGAUUUUACAGAAAGUCUUGUGCUUCAGAAAUAUAAAAAGCCCUAUAUAUGAGAAUAUUUAAAUAUGUAUCAUUUCUUUUCAAGCAUGCCAAAUUUUUUUGUAACACCUGGCGUGUGGCAUGACACGGGCCAGACCAAAAAUAAAAUCGUCUCAGUCUCUUGGGCAGGAAUCUACACUGAUGGUAGUAAUAUAAGCUGCCUUUUCUUGUACUGUUGACAUUAAUGCUUCACUCUUUUCACCAACCCAUCGCAUAUGCUGUUUUAUCUUGCCUUGUUUUAGAAAGGAUUCUUUCCUUGGUGUCGAUUUAGGUCUCAGUUUUUUGUUGUUCUUCCCCCUUCAUCCAGAAAUGUACACUAGCCAAACCCAUGAACACUUAAUCUAGAAUUCUCUUUUGUUUACAUUUUAUUACAUCACUGAAAACCUGCCAAAAGUAAGCUUGAUCUUUUUUUCUUUUUGUUUAUUUUCUCUUUUUUUUUUUUUUUUUUUUAUUCUUGGAGGUAUUCUUUGCCUUACUUGAAGUUGACAAUGCUUACUCUACAACAGCUUUGAAAUCUACCAUUCUGCCCAAGCACUGAAUCGAUAGUUCAAGUACUUAUUUAAAGGUGACAUUCAUGGAGCAACAUAUUGUACUAGACUUUUGCACUGUUACAGGUUUUUGCAGGGUUUCAGUCAGUGGUCCACAGUAUUUUUACCCCUGCUUCCCCUAAAGUCAAACACCUUGCAAUGAGUGAACAAAGGUGGGAAAAAUGGCUAGCUGUACCUAAAUUCUGUAUCCAUGCAUCCUCCAUUUAAACAAUGUUACUUUGACUGAAAUUUAACCUUUUAUACAAAUAAAAAUACAUCUUUGGUAAAAUUGAAGGAAUUUGACAGUAUCCAUAUUUAUUCCGGUAAAGACACUGCAGGUAGUAUUAUUCUUUUUUGGCCGAUAGUCUAUCUGGAUCAUGCUUACUAUUUUGGAUGUUCAGCAGCUUAAGUUUAGUAAUCUAUUAAAGGGCAUCACUUAAGGAGAUAUUAAGGCCACUGGCCUUCCCCUAGACAUAUUUAGCCCCAAUUCUUGAAAUAUUUUGCCACAGUACCUUAACUUAAAGUACAGAAAUAGUUUAGGGUGUCUUCCUAGGGAAACCUACAGGAACCUAUGAUGUGGCACAGGCUAAAACUUGUGUGGAGUUCACGGGCAGCAUCAAAAAUUUUAAGUUUAAGCUUUAAAAAUAAGUAAAACCAUCUUAAAGGUGCCAGUGUGUAAGUUUCAUGUCACUAGUUUUUAGCUGAUUUGUGCAAUAUGUUAUAAUGAUGCCUGUGGUUGCCACAAAGUGCCUCUUGUUUACUGUUGAAAAUAAAAGAAGUGCUUGUUAAAUACUGUUCUAGAACAUGUCAUUCAUGCAUGCAGAUGGAAGGGGUGCAAUAAAUCAAGAGGCUUUACCUGCAGAUGUGUGUGGGGCUAGCAGCCUGGCUCCCACUACUCUCCGUUUAUCUUUUUUCUUUCUCCCUGGCUUUAAUUUUAAAGAGGUAUGUAAUAACCCAUUCUAUUUUCAGUCUUUUACAACAGCCUUAUUCCAUUUCAGCCUGUUUCGGAUACUAUUGUGCUGUGCAACAGUUGCUCUGUGUGUAAUGCUAUGCACUGAGAAUACACAACCAACAAUGUAUGUAAAACUUGUACAGGUUAUAAUUAUGCUCAUACAAAUCAGAUGUCUGUUUAUUGUAUGUGUAAACUGCCCUUUAUCUUAGUGUUAUAAACUUCACAUAAAUCCAAUAAAGUCUCAUUCUUGUC
Molecule: messenger RNA, 5489 nt
Organism: Esox lucius (northern pike)
Lineage: Eukaryota; Metazoa; Chordata; Actinopteri; Esociformes; Esocidae
Gene: ptenb
Product: phosphatase and tensin homolog B
Exons: 10
Coding region: 674-1963 (429 amino acids)
Biological process (GO): phosphatidylinositol 3-kinase/protein kinase B signal transduction; cell motility; phosphatidylinositol dephosphorylation
Cellular component (GO): plasma membrane; cytosol; nucleus
Molecular function (GO): protein tyrosine phosphatase activity; phosphatidylinositol-3,4-bisphosphate 3-phosphatase activity; phosphatidylinositol-3,4,5-trisphosphate 3-phosphatase activity
Source: RefSeq, a predicted model, not a curated record